UUGGCAGGGCUCGCCCCACGUGGAGGCAGGACUGGCCUCCAUGCCUGAUGCCACACGGGUGCCUGUGACUGUGGCUGUCCCUUGUCCCCGCCAUCCUGCACCCUGGCCCCCAAGUCAGGGGCUGCAGGACCCUGGGGGCUGAAAGGACUCUCCUGUUUGUCUCCACGAGGAGUGCGGUGUUCCUGGGGGCUGGGUCAGCAAAGAACAUCCUUGUGGGAGAAGAUGACAAGGAGGAGUUGGUGUGCAGAGACAUUUCCUCACAGGGCUGGGACAUCAGGACUUGAGCCCUUUGCUGACCUUUUCUUUGAGAUGAGGCAGUUUUGUCUUUUCUACCCCACUGGCUGUGAUGGGAGGCGAUCAGCUUCGCUGGGGCAGGGCAAGAGAAAAGGACAAGCGCUGCUGGGGGACAGCCCAGCCUGCCUGCGAUCGCCCUGUGGAUAUGUCCGUGCUCAUGACGAGACUGCUGGAGUGUCCUCUCAGAGUCGUCCUGUCGCUCUGAAGGUGUGUCUGCAGGAAGGUCACCGGGGCCUCGAGAAGGCCCGGGUGGUGACCGACCCAGGGAGCGUCCAUUUUUCAGGUCCAGCCCUGCCACACCCUGGCGAGCUGCUCCGGCCCUGCCUGCACCUCCACGCCCCGUGGACUCACCUCUUCCCUUGCCCAGGGGGCCAGCUCCAGAUCCCCGCCCCGUUGGUGAAAGUGUUUUGUGCGAUUCUUCCUGUUGCCUGGAGAACACUUUUCUCCUUUGUUAUUGUUUUGGUUUUAACCGGAGAGAACAUGGGUCAUGACGCUAAGGGGCUGAGGGGCAUGGGAGGGAUGGGAGUCAGGGAGGGGGAUCUGGGGAGGGGGACCUGGGGAGGGGAGGCUGAAUGGAGUCAGCUUGCAGGUGAAAGGUCAGGGUCGAAGGUCAGGAGUAGGCAGGGAGGGGGGACAGGUGUGAGCCUGGGCAGGAAGUCCAGGGACCCCACAGUGGACUUCUCCUGCUCAGUAGAAAGGCGGCAGGAUCACCGGAGGAGGAGGAGACAAGAAUGGAUGAAAAGCUCUGAGGUUCGGCUCUUGUGGGGGCCGAGAGGAGCCGGGCAGGGACCAGAAGGCAGUUUCCCCUGCCUGGCGAGUGACAGUGUAGUCACGGUGACCCUCACACCUACGGUCCGGAGUUCCCGCCAUCAGUGCUGUGAGGAUGUGGGCAGGAAGGGUGUGUGCGGGGGUCGGAUGGGGAGCUCAAGGUAGGAAGGCAGGCGAGAUGAAGGGCCAGGGGCUGGGGGAGCGAAGGGUCCAGGCCUGAGCCCUCCCACCACCCCGUGAUUCCUGGUCCUCCCCCUUCCCCACCUGCCCCAGCCUCGUCCCUGGAAACCAAAUUCAUUUCACUCCCUGUUUUAUCCGGAGAUUGGCCUUCAGGGUCAUCUAGACGUGGAGCGGUGGGCUUGGGGGGGGAUGGUGACGGGUCAGUGUAGGUUCAUCGGGGUACCGGGUGUACCAUCUGGGGCAGGAGGGUGAAGGUGGGGAGGCUGUCAGUUUGGGGGCAGGGGCCACGUGGGAACAAGACCCUACUGUGAGGAUGAGCCAGGAGGGGAGGUGGGCAGGCUGGUUGGGGGUUGUGAGUGGGCAGAGUGGAACUAGCUCAUAGCCCCGACCACACCAGUGCUUAAUUGGCUUUAUUUUUAAGAGCAGUUUUAGGUUCAUGGCAUAAUGGAGCAGAAACUACAGAGAUUUCCAAGAUUCCAGAUGCCUCCAUGCCCACCCUCACUUCCCUCACUGUCAACAUCCCCUCCCCUUCACAUGCUCGUCCAUUCAGAAGUAAAGCCCUAUUUCGCUUGCUGCACUUAGGGGAUCCCUUCUGACAAGUCGACAGUGACGGAAGGGAGAUGCAUGGCUCUCUAGACCAGAUUAUCGAGGGCGACACAGCCUCCGCCUUGACCUUGCUCAUGAGGAUCUUGCUCGGGGGAAAAGAGUUGCCGCUUUGUGAGGACACUGUCUGCCCCAUGGCUGGAUCCAUGGGGAGAAAACCGAGGCCUCCAGCCAAGAACUCCAUGAGUGAGUCGAACUGAUGGACCCAGUGGAGCCUGCAGUUGACCGGGCCCAGCCAACAUCUUGACCGCAGGAUCGGGAGAGGCUCUGAGCCGGGAUCCCCCCACCAAGCUGCUCCCAGAUUCCUGACCCUCGGACACUGUAGGAUAAUACAUGCUUAUUGUUUUAAGUCCCUAAGUCUUGGGGUAAUUGGUUAUGCAGCAAGAGAUAAUGAAUAUAAUACCUUUAAUUUCAUGCUGAUUAUCACUUUGUCACUAGACUUGCCACAUGACCUACUCUGUCAAGUCCAUUUUUUUCCUGGCUGUCUCCACCUUUCUGCUGCCAUUGGGCUGGUUAUUCUCGAGACCUGCAGCUUAGAGGUCAUCUCCCCUACCCUGCUGAUUGUGCUUGCUGGUUCCGAGGUCUCUUAGUCUUCCUUAGGCCUCCUUUCCUUUUUGUAAAAAAGUUUAUUUAAAAAUAUAUUUUUAAAAUUGAAGCGUAGUUAAUUUGCAAUGCUAUGUU
This is a messenger RNA of Cervus elaphus (red deer), 2526 nucleotides long. RefSeq lists its product as uncharacterized. Lineage: Eukaryota; Metazoa; Chordata; Mammalia; Artiodactyla; Cervidae. The record is from RefSeq and is a predicted model, not a curated record. The coding region runs from base 223 to 1227 and encodes 334 amino acids. The transcript has 3 exons.